This is a messenger RNA of Phycodurus eques (leafy seadragon), 2369 nucleotides long. RefSeq names its product motor neuron and pancreas homeobox 2b (gene mnx2b). The record is from RefSeq and is a predicted model, not a curated record. NCBI's taxonomy places the organism in Eukaryota, Metazoa, Chordata, Actinopteri, Syngnathiformes, Syngnathidae. Bases 1 to 1026 code for a protein of 341 amino acids. Gene Ontology annotation, biological process: regulation of DNA-templated transcription; spinal cord motor neuron cell fate specification; neuron projection morphogenesis. The transcript is spliced from 4 exons. Gene Ontology annotation, molecular function: DNA-binding transcription factor activity, RNA polymerase II-specific; sequence-specific double-stranded DNA binding. Gene Ontology annotation, cellular component: nucleus.
AUGGAGAAAUCGAAAAACUUUCGCAUCGACGCCCUGCUCGCAGACGAGCCCAACCGGGCCAGCCGAGACGUGUCCCCGGGCCUGAGUUGCGACAGCCCGGCGGGGAGCCCCGUGGCCUGCCGCCGCGGGGACGCGCCGUCCACUCGGGCCGCCGCGCAGCUCCACGCGUCAGGAAGAAUCCCCAAAGCCAGCGUUCUCAACCUCGCGCACCCGGGACUGGCUUCCGUGCACCAGGCUGCCCUGCCGGGCAUGUACCCGGCACCCAUGUACCCGUUGUCGGCUUUGGGCGCCCAGCACCCUGCCUUCGCCUACAGCGGCUUUACGCAGCUGAAUCACGCCUACCCGGAGUACCUGAAGGCGGCCGCCGCCAUGGCGGGCUCGAUGCCCCCGGAGCACUGGAUCCGGGCUGGGAUUAUGAUGCCGAGAUUGACAGAUUACAGCGUUGAGUGGUCAGGCCCCCAGUCUGGUCUGUUGGGAAAGUGCCGGAGGCCUCGCACGGCCUUCACCAGUCAGCAGCUGCUGGAGCUGGAGAACCAGUUCAAACUCAACAAGUACCUGUCCAGACCCAAACGCUUCGAAGUGGCCACCUCCCUUAUGCUGACGGAAACGCAAGUCAAGAUCUGGUUCCAAAACCGGAGAAUGAAGUGGAAGCGGAGUCGGAAGGCCAAGGAGCAGGCCAGCGCUUCGGGCCAGUCUGAAGGCGCUGGUGGAAAAACAGCCGGCAACAAACCCGGUGAGAAAAGGCCUCGGCGCGGGAAUCCGGAGGACGGAGGUGUGGAUCUACUUUUGGGGGAUGGUGAUGAAGAAGAGGAGGAGGAGGAGGAGGAAGAGGAAGAGGAAGAGGAGGAAGAAACCCAGCACGGUUUUUCGGUGGUGAUGGGGAACCGCGUCGGGACGCCGCGAUCCACGGACUUCUUGCAGCGCAGCGCCGACGUGGGCUUCAACCCCCACAGUCCUUUCUCUGAAGACGAGCUGGAGGGAGUGCAAACUGGAGGAGGAGACAGGAAGAUGGUGGCGGGACUGUGAGACGACUGCACAUUUGAUUUCAGGGACACACUCACUUGAAGGCAGAUUCCACGAUGAAAAAGAAUGUGAACGACCGCAACAUUUGUUCUUAACUCUUAAAUACGAUCGGCAAUUACGACCCCCGGGACCAAGAAUGGCCUCGUGAUGAUUGUCCACGAGAUCUUUUCAAAAUAUUUGAAUAGCCUCUCUGACAUUCAGAAAUGGAUGAUUCAUCCUGAAAGAAUGUUCCAGAGGAAAGGGGAAGCGUAUUUUUAUUUGCUACGUUGCAUGUACAGGUCACGCCCUCUGACCUCUGUUGUGUUCGCUUACGUUCAGUAUGCCGCAUCAUUCUUAAGCUGUUUUACUCUUUCACUGUUUCGAGAUUGCCCAUGAUUCUUCCAACACCUACAGGUGCAUGUUUCUGCGGAAAACUGUGCAAAUGCGGUGGGAACGCAAACAGUUCUCUGGACUCUUUCAAGUUCCUCCAAGUGCCCCAUGAAAAUUCACAUAACAGUACACUCGACUUGGACUUUUUGACAUUCCCCCCCAUAACCCUUCAAUGACCAAAUGUGGCAGCAACACAACACAGAAAGUUUUCAGGACUGUUUGAAACUUUGUAGGAUCUGUCCAAAAGACUCACGUUUUAAAAAAAAAAAUAAAAAUAAAAAAUGACUCUUUGUGGGUCACUUUAGGAAAAUAAAAAAAUAAAUAAAAACAUCAUCAAAUUUUGGUGUGAGCGAAUGACAUUUUGUGGCGAUGUGGUAAAUAACAAGACGAGGAAAUGAGAACCAGUUAUGUCACUUUCGUCUCCACAUACAAGCUGAGUGUUUUCGCAUCGAACAGCCAACCACUCCCUUUGACGCCAACAACUCAUUGUGGCGCUUUCAUCUCCUGCGCCUCCCUUGAAGAAAACACGCUCCUGGUGAAUGUCUCCCUCUUGGGGGGGGUCACCACAAUUUUCGAGUAUUUUCAUUGCUGUCAAAUUUGAACCCAGACACUCUGCAAAUGUCGAUUUCUAAAAUGACAGCCACAUUGUGAUUCAAUAUCAUCAAAGUACUCCCAUCAUCAUCAUCAUCAUCAUCAGUCGUGCCUCACCUUCAGGCCACCUUGUCUCCACCUUCUCAACUCACGUGAUCAUGUCAUGUAAGAUAACACGUCGUGUAUAGAAGUACAUGGAAAGGUUCUGUAUAAAUGGCGCUGUAACUUCCCAACGCGCAUGCAAGCUUUGGCACCACAUCUUAAGACGCAUCUUAUUUAUGUUCAUUUUCCAUGUGAUGUUGCACCUUCCGCCUGUUUUACUUCUCAAGCGGUUUUCGACUUUGUGCUAUGUGGAAAUGAAUUGAAUUGAUUUGAUUUGUUGCAAA